This is a messenger RNA of Hippocampus zosterae (dwarf seahorse), 3560 nucleotides long. RefSeq names its product protein shisa-like-2A. The record is from RefSeq and is a predicted model, not a curated record. Lineage: Eukaryota; Metazoa; Chordata; Actinopteri; Syngnathiformes; Syngnathidae. The transcript has 3 exons. The coding region runs from base 709 to 1209 and encodes 166 amino acids.
UGGACCAACCUUCGGUGGGCCCAAUUAAAAGGACCAACGGGCCGGAUUCGGCCCGCGGGCCGUAGUUUGCCCAUAUCUGGUAUAAACUCAUCGCUUCUUUUAUUAUUUAUAAUUUCACCUGUGGUUUUAUUGCUCUUGUUUGAUUGUAAUAUAUCCUUGAGUGUUUUGAAAGGCGCUUAUAAAUAAAAUGUAUUAUUAUUAUUUGGAAUGGGGGAGGAAACCGCACUACCCGUAAAAAAAAACACACACACACACAGGCACGGGGAGAACAUGCAAACUCCAUUCAGGAAGGCCGCAGAUGUGACCCUGUACAUCGGCAUCUGUGAAGCGGACAUCCUAAACAGUCGAAAAACAACAACAACAACCUGGCAACUGAUUAUUUCAAAAGGGGGAAUUUUGUUGCUGACAUCUCAAGUGGGAAUAUUCAGGACAAUCGACGGUCCCUUUCAGCGCAAAACCACUACUAUGCAUUACAAUUUACGCACAAAGUAGCGGAACUCCGUCGUAAACCGAGGACCACCCCUGUACGUAUAGGAGGGGGAGACGGAGAGAAGGAAGUAAGGGAGCGAGCGAGAGAGAGGGAGCGCAACAGCACCGCCCCCGCACCCCCAUGUCAUUGGUCACGAACAGCGAGCAUUUCUUCGUGUAUCCCCAGAAAGUCCACCUGUUGAGCGCUCAAGUGGCGCUUGCUUGCUUCGGCGUCUCAGCAUGAGCGCCGAGUGCAGCGGCUACUUGAGCGCGGACGGCGUGUUUGCAGCCGCUUUCACCUGUCCCAAAGCGGGCAAUGUCGCCGCACGUUUCUGUUGUGGAUUUAAUGACUUGAAGUACUGCUGUGACGAUCCCAACAGCUUUUACCCGCACGACUAUGCUUACAUGUGGUGGCUGAGUAUUUGGGCUCUUGUUGGCCUGUCUUUUGCAGCAGUGGUCCUUCUCGCCUUCCUCAUUACAGUAUGUGUGCUUUGCUACCUCUUUAUCACCACCAAACCAAGCCGGCGUGACAACAACAUACCCAUACAAGCACCAGCAGGUGACCCCCAGGAGGGAUCCAGCCUCACUGGAGCGAUGUGCGCCUCAGCUCCGCAGGGAUUCCGAAUGCACUUCAUGAGCAGGAAGUUGCAUUCUGAUAACCAGCCCCAAGACCCGGAGCGUCUGUUCCAGAGGUGUUUCACAGCGACUGUGACAGGCGUAAGAGUGGAGAGUCCCUCAUAAAGCAAUUUUAGUGCGACGGUCUGACUAAAGGAGGAUAGGAACAAGGAGGAGGAUUUCGUUCAAUCUUUAGUUUUGCAGCCAGCAGUCUUAUGCGAUCCAGUUCAAGAGCUACCAGACCAGUGAUGCUACACGGGUUCAUACUUACAUUCUUCAAAUAUUAUGUGUACGUUUCGCCGGCUGCUCAAGUAACUCCCAAAUCCGUUACUCUCAGCCGAGUAAAGUCAUCUCAAGUCAAACCAGUGAUAAAUUAGUCGAUGCAAUAUUUGGUCAUCAUAAAGAAAGAAGACCUAAAAGGUAAAAAAAAAAAAAUUGCAAUUAGAAAAAAAAUAGAUUUUUUUAUUGCGCAAUUUUAAAUCUGCCUACAUUUUUUUCUCGAGCAUGUCAGGAUUUUAUAAUAAUAAUAUUAAUAAUAAUUAAUAAUAUGCUGGGGCCUAUCCAAAGAUUCUUCAUUGUGGUGGGCAGGGUAACACAUAAAGCCAUCUCUGAUUAUAAUUAUGCUUUCAUUAUUACUAUAGCAUGAGCCAAUUCAUGUAACCCACAGGUGUCAAAGUCAAGGCCCGGGGGCCAGAUCUGGCCCACCAUAACAUUUUGUGUGGCCUGCGAGAGCAAGUCAAGCAUGUCAACUUUUCCAUGAACAAAUUUUAAAUUGUCAUAUGUAAUCCAUCAUUACAAAGAGAUAUUGGAAGCAUGAUCUCAUUACGUACUUAUUACAUUAACGUAAACAAUGGCUGAACCAACCAUUAUUCUUGACUUCUGAUUUCAAAACUAAUUAUCCACCAAUUGGUUGUGCACUGCAUAUGUAAUAUGCGGAGGUGAUCCAACAUUUAUACGGUUUCACAAAAUUCACAGUCAUCAUGGCCCGCUCAGGAAAACCAUAACUGCUAUUUGGCCCACUACAAAGGUGAGUUUGACACCCCCGAUAUGGAACCAGUAUGUUACCAUAACAUCUGGAGUCCCGAGCACCGAAUUCCAAGUCUGAUCUAAAGAGUUUUUGUUUUUUGUCAAGUCACAAGGCAUCAAAUCAGUGACUCGAGUCAACUCUAAUCCCAGUUGCAACAACUCAAGCCUCUCCUGCAGGGGUGCCCAUUACGUCGAUCGCGAUCGACCGGUAGAUCACGGACUGGUCCCAAGUCGAUCGCGAGGGGUGUUGGGAGUACAAAAAACAACCAUUUGUGUGGCUUUGUGCACGUUAGUAAUGUAUUGUUUUGUGUUAAUGUACACUUCACCCUAAUCAUCCUACGAGUCUCAUUUUCACAAAAAGUAUUUAAAAAAAAUAAUAAAACAGGUAAAUCUUUAACCUACAGUGGCGCGUGACUUGCAUCACCAGAGGUUUUUCGCGCUCAGCAGUCUGCAAUUGCAGCUCGCUAUCAGAGCCGUUGCGAUGUAGCCUUUGCCAUUAUUAUUAUUGUCAGGCAAAGUGCAUUUCGUGUACAAUUCACCGAUGGCACUCACAAAGAAUGGGAAUCUAGAGGGCCGAGGAAAGCACUUUAAAACGGUACGUGUGAGCUACGAUAGUUAACAGGCUGCAAAAGUGCGUCGCAUGCCUCCGUGGCAGGCUGUUGCUCAUCAUGGCGUGCGUGGGUAUGUCUGCGCUUGCGCUGUAACGUGCCGCUCACGGGGAGGUUGGUUGAUCGAAAAAUCGAACUUCGGUCCAAAACGUUUGGGCACCCCUGCUCUACUGUAUAUCUGCAUUUCUUUAUUUUCAUUAAAUGAUUAGCUCACUGUGACAACGAAGGUUCUUGUAAUUAGUGGAGGGCCUGCGCUUGUUUCUCUUCUCAUCACCAAGCUGGCCCCAUCAUGAAUUAACCGCAGGUAACCACGCCGGUGUGUUUCUUAUGUCCAGUUUAUUCCGUAAUUGUGUUUUGGUCGUAGCCAUUCAUGUCUAUGUGGGAAAUGCGCAAAUGACUUUUCUGGGGCAUGUAUUGUACACGCUGUGCCUGCAUCAUAGGCAAUUUACGGAUGUCCGGGACAAUCCAAUGUACUCAUUUCCUGUUCUCUUUGGAAAGGCUUCAAUACCUUUCAAUACCGUUUGUGUAUUGGAUUUUACUAGAUUGUAGUGGGGAUAUGAAAGACGGCAAUGAUGAUUGAGAAGUGGUGAAUAGACGGGCAAGAACACGCAUGCACUCCUUUCUCUGUCAUUUUGUAUAUUUGCUCAUCAAGCUCCCGUACGAAUAAAUUCUGGGCAGGAUUUCUCAAAACCAAAGACCCUUUGCUACCUUCGUUCACUGACGCAUGUGUAUUAGAUGGUGCCUUUGUCAUUUGUUCGUUCCAGAAGUAUUUGGGCAGUUAUUGUGGUCUUUCUAUUUGUACACCAGGGUAAUGGAUUUGAAAUAAAACGAUUGUGAUGUCAA